AUGUCCUCGCAGGACCCCAGCUCCGGCGGGGGGUCGCAACGGACGACGAGGAGCGGGAAGCUCCUCGCCCCGCAGGCUCCGCCGGUCGCCGAAUCCGGAUCUAGUGGCCCCGCCUUGCCGCCGCCCGGCCCGCAUCGCCAGGGGCGCGGCCCGGCCUCCUCGAUGCCGCCCCCUCCACCGGCCGCCGCUGCCGCCCCAAGCCCGACCACCGUUGCUGCGGCCCCCACCGCCGACCCUGCCUCAACCACCGCGCCCGCCGCGGCCCCCACCUCCGAUGAAGCCGCCGCCGCCAUUGCCACUGUAGAGGAACCUCAGGCUCGCGUUGAAGAGAUGCAUGAGCAGCCACCGGUUGUGGAGGUAGAAGUCCAAGAAGAAGCAGGGGCAUUUUCCUUGGGUUCGGAAAUUGCCAUGAGCGAUAGCUUCGAGCAUGGCGAAAAAGGAGCCGAGGAGCAGCUAUUUCUUCAAGGAGCAGCUAACGAGGAAAAAGCCCAGGGUGCGACAUCUCAGGCUACCGCGUCGACUACUCAAUCGAAGUCGAAGCGGGGGACGAACAAGGUGCCGUCGGAGUCGUGGGUCGUCACCAAGCUCAACAAAGAAAGCUACCCGGAGGAACCGGUGGAGGCUGCAGAAAAAUUCGCCAACACAGGCAACGCCAUCGUACUAGGAGAUGCUCGGAUCUAUCAAACAUGGAGCGACGUCCCUGAAGCUGUGAAGCAGGAUUGUUACGAGGCGGCAUGGAAGCGGUUCGUGUCUGCCAAUGAUGAGAUCCGCCAAACAAUGAAGACCUGUGACACAGUAUCAGACACCAUGAUCGCCUACCGUGAUAUGUACAACACAUUGGAGGGUAAUUUUGAUGGUUGUGAACUCGCGCAUGUCAGCCGAGCCAGUAACGAAGAGGCUGAUCAUCUGGUCAACCUGGGAUCCACACGGGCAGCAGUUCCGCCUGGCGAUUUUCUGGAGAUCAUCCAUCAGCGAAGCAUCAAAGAGAAGAGCGUGACAAUUUCGGUCAAAAAGUCGCCCAACUCAGAUCCCACAGCCGAUUCAGCAGUUUCACCUGAAAACCCCGCAAAUGAGCAAGCAGCAGCCGGCGCAGCCGAAGUCCUGGCAAUUGAACCAACAUGGAUGAAGCCUUUACUCACAUACAUGCUCCGGCAGGAGCUGCCAGAGGAUACAACCGAAGCUAGAAGGGUUAUGCGGCGAUCGAAAGCUUUCACAGUUAUCAAUGGUGUCGCAUCCGGGGUGCCCCCGUUGCGCGACGCGUGGGUCGCAUCGCUGGGUUCUCGGAAGGAUCUUGCCACGGGCGGCAUCGCGCAGGCUGCUCGGCAAGCUACCAGCCUGGCAGGGCUAGCGGGGUUCUGGGAAUAA
Molecule: messenger RNA, 1365 nt
Organism: Brachypodium distachyon (stiff brome)
Lineage: Eukaryota; Viridiplantae; Streptophyta; Magnoliopsida; Poales; Poaceae
Exons: 3
Coding region: 1-1365 (454 amino acids)
Source: RefSeq, a predicted model, not a curated record